Messenger RNA from Gossypium arboreum, 1936 nucleotides. RefSeq names its product (+)-neomenthol dehydrogenase-like. Gene Ontology annotation, molecular function: oxidoreductase activity. The record is from RefSeq and is a predicted model, not a curated record. The coding region runs from base 1 to 1668 and encodes 555 amino acids. Gene Ontology annotation, cellular component: membrane. NCBI's taxonomy places the organism in Eukaryota, Viridiplantae, Streptophyta, Magnoliopsida, Malvales, Malvaceae. The transcript has 12 exons.
AUGCAUGAUUUGGAUUUUCGUGACCCUUCCUUUACUUGGCACAGAGGGGAGAUUUUUGAGAGAUUAGACAUAGCUAUUGGAAACAGAGCUUGGCUUAACGAAUUUCCUAGAACAAUAGUUACUCAUCUCCCAACUCUUAAAUCUGAUCACAAACCACUUCUUCUUUCAAUAAGACCAGAGCUUAGAAUUUCCAAGGAGCGUCCAUUUAGAUUCCUAACUAGAUGGUUGGAGCAUCCAAGGUGUUAUGAAACAGUGCUCAAACGCAGAAGUUCAAGCCUGCAAAGCGUAUUCGUUAGGGAUGUUCACUUUCCCCUUACCUUUUUGUUCUCUUCUAUGAUGAUUCCUAAAGGUUUGUAUGGUGAGAUUGAACGUAUUGUCAAGCAGUUCAUUUGGGGUUCAUCUGAAGGACAUUUAAGAGACCAGAAUAUUUCAUUCAUGAUGAAGAUAGGAUACAACUUAGUCUCCAAAAAGGAUGAUUUAUGGGUUCGAGUUAUUAGGUCCAAAUAUGGUAUGAAAAAGGCUUUACUUGAUAGGAUUUGGCGAGGAAAUUGUUCCACUCUUUGGAGAGUUGUCUCAAAGAAGCUGUUGACUACCACGGAGCAUGUUAAGAGAGGGAUAGGGUAUGAUAGCUCUUGUGAUAUAUGUGGUAACCAUUCUAAAGAUAUUUUGCAUGUUACUAGAGACUGUCUGGUAGCUAAAGAAAUCUGGAUGCUAGCUCUUCCAAAUGGAAUUAUUGGGUGCUUCUUUGUUGGAGACCUUAUCCAGUGGUUAAAGGGGGUUCAUGAAAGACAGUAUGCAGUUGUUACUGGGGCAAACAAGGUUGUUGGACUUGAAAUAUGUAAGCAAUUAGCUCAAGAUGGGAUCAUGGUGGUGUUAACCGCUAGAGAUGAGAAAAGAGGUCUUGAAGCUCUUGAAAGUCUAAAAUACUCUGUACUCUCGGAUUAUCUAAUUUUUCACCAGUUCGAUGUAGCAGACCUUGAAAGCAUUGUUUCUCUGACAGAUUUUGUGAAGAAACAAUUUGGGAAGCUGGAUUUCUUGGUUAACAAUGUUGGGAUAUUAGGAAUAGAAAAUCAGAAAGAAAACCAUUUGUAUGACUAUAUAGAGUUAAUAACUUAUGCAGAGAAAGAAGAUGAAGAACGGAAGGAAGGGAGAAGGACUUUUACCUGGACAUACGAGUUAGCCGAAGAAUGCCUAAAAAUGAACUACUAUGGCGCUAAAAGAACUGCCGAAGCACUUAAUCCAUUGCUGCAACUAUCCGACUUACCAAGGAUCGUAACCGUUUCCUCCUCAAAAGGUAAAGGUGAAAAGCUUAAAGGAGUGUUAACAGGUGUUACAACAGACGAGAAACUGAAUGACUUAAUAACCGAGUAUCUAAAAGAUUUUAAGGAGGGCUUACAUGGAAGUAAAGGAUGGCCAACCUUUAUCUCUGCCUAUACUGUCUCAAAAGUAGCACUUAAUGCCUACACUAGGAUUUUGGCAAACAAGUACCCAGAUUUCUGCAUCAACUCUGUUUGCCCUGGAUAUGCCAAAACUGAUAUAAACCUCAACACUGGUACAAUAACUGCUGAAGAAGGUGCUGUGACUCCUGUUAAGUUGGCAUUGUUGCCUAAAGGUGGCCCUUCUGGCCUCUUUUUUGUGAACGGUGAGCCUGCAACUCCGAAACCUUGAUGAUCGACACCAGGACGACGGUAAAAUGAAAAUGGACAACAAAUCUGGUUGCGAAAUGCAAAUUCGUUCUGUAAAUUCCCACUUUAUGUGUGGUUUAAUUAGUUACUUGUUCACGUUAUAUCUGAAAUUUUCUGUUAUAAGUUGCAAUAUAUGGCAAUUUUAGUUUUAGUUUAUCCAUCAAAAUACUUAGUUUUACCACAAAGAUGGUUGCUUUUAAUGGGAGUUGAUUUUUCAUGAAGAACUUUCUGCCUCGAAACUGACAUUGUUG